Molecule: messenger RNA, 498 nt
Organism: Prorocentrum cordatum
Lineage: Eukaryota; Dinophyceae; Prorocentrales; Prorocentraceae
Source: the annotation of a GenBank genome assembly
CCCAGCGCGGCACGGAGCCGGCCCGCGUCCGAGCCCGCCGCGGGGGAGAGGGACGCCAAGAAGCCGCGCUCGGACGAGCAGGACACGCUGGCGAGGAUGCUGGUGCAGGGCGUGGUGCGCGUGCUGCAGAACCGGGUGUCCGAGGGCAGAGGGCCUGCCCCCGUGGCCAGCCUCGAGGAGGAGUUCAAGGCCCUGUGGAAGGUGCCCUUCAACCUGCAGCAGGCGGGCGAGACGGACGCCGUGUCCUUCUUGAGGAAGUGGUCCAACAAGGUCGAGGUCUCGAAGGGCCCCGACGGGGCCUUCGUGGUGCAGCUGGCGAAGAAGGGCGCCGACAAGGCCAAGGCCGGGGCGGCCGCCGCGGAGGCGCCGCCGCCCGCCAAGGCCGCGGCCGCUGCCGCUGUGGGCAAGGAGAUGCUCACCAAGAUGCACGACAUGGUGCGACGGCAGGAGGAGCUCGUCAGCACCCUGCGAAAGCUCUCCGCUGAGCUAAAGGGCUGA